UUCAAAUUGGAGGCAAAUCCUAACGCGUAACGGUAACAUAAGCGGUCUGAGUCUCCUUCUCCUUCUGGGAUUCGAUGAUUUAACCUAUAAAAAGGAAAUAUUGGAGUUCUUACAAACAAUUGCUACUUGCUACUGCCAGAGAGAGAGAUAUAGAGAGCAGAAAAAACAACUGUCUUCUUCUUCCUUCGAUCGUCAUUCAUUCUUCUGGGUAAUUCAUUCUUCUCCUUCAAUCUCCAUCGAUUUGAUCGCAAUACCAAUCUGGUUACUUCUAAGAACAAAGCGAUGAGGAAGAAACUUACAUCUGUUUGGGCCCACAAUUUUGAGCAAGAACUCGCCUCCGUCGAUCGGUGUCUCUGCCGUUUUCCGAUCGUCUCGUUCGACACCGAAUUUCCGGGGUUUCUCCGCAACACCCCCAGACGCGCUUCCGAGGGCCUCCGUUACCAAGAUCUCGCAUUUAACGUCGAUUCUCUUAAACUCAUCCAACUGGGUAUCACCCUGUUCGACGACCGCGGCAACGUCGGCGGCACCUGGGAGUUCAACUUUCGGGGUUUUGACGAGGAAACCGACCCCCAUGUUCCAGAAUCCAUCGCCCUCCUCAAAGCCAGUGGCUUGGAUCUCGAGAAAUUUGGGAAGUUCGGCAUCGAUUCGGAUAUUUUUGUGGAGGGUUUCGUUGAGAUUUUAAGGGUGCACAGGGGGCGGCUUGUAUGGGUGAGCUUCCACGGCCUCUACGACUCGGCCUAUGUAAUGAAGCUGGUGACGAGGAAGACCAUCCCCAGCUCCCCCAUUGAGUUCGCAAAGGUGGCAGGUCGUUUGUUCGAGAGGGUCUACGACUUGAAGUUUAUGGCCAGGUACUGCCCGGGCCUAUUUGGGGGCGAAAUUGGGCUCGAAAGGAUGGCAACAAUCCUCGGAGUGCAGCGUUGCGGGGAUGCCCAUCAAGCGGGUUCCGACAGUCUGUUGACGGCUGAGUUAUUCCUGAAGAUGAGGAGUGAAUUUGGGUUGAAGCCUGGAAUGUACGAGGGAUUUCUCUACAGUCUUAGUCCCAAGAUUUGUGGUGCUUCUAAGUAUCUUUGUUCCUCUGUACACACUGUACACAGAGCUCCUCCUCAUUCGGUGAUCCUUGUCCCUGCGUUCCCCACAAGACCCGUCAUUCUCAUCCGCCACCCCUUCUCCCGUGAUCAAUCAUGCCAGAGCCGCCAUCAUGCUGCCCCAGUUAUGCUUUACCGUCAUCCUCCUCCCGUGUUUCUGCAUCGGCGUCCAUGUAGUCCUUUUCCUGCUUUGCCUCAAGCCCUUCCUGAAAACCACAUUCACAUGUGAAUUAAUGUUGUUAGAAUAUAUAGUUCAUAUGAUAUCCAUAUUUGUAACACUCCUGUAAUUGUCCAUACAUUGUAAUUCAUUCAUUCAUUCAUUCGAUUAAUGGAAUACAAGUUUAUUUCAAUCAGUUCAAUUUUCUUAUUUCCAUUCCUUUUAUUCAACUUGAUUGAAUAACAAGUGCACAUUUACAUACAAAACAUAAUCCAUUUACUCUCAGCAGAAACUUGUUUCAUCAAAUCUUGUAUGCGCUAUACAGAAUCUCAAAUGUGAAAGUAAAAGUUUGUGAACAAAACGGUAGCUAGUGCAAAUCUGACCUAUUCCGAACAAAAUGGAGAGACAAUAGAGAAAAACAAAUCUGUACACCAAGGUCUAAAAUUAACAACAGCCAAGCUUCUCGGCUAUUUUCUCAACCAGAACAUCUUUCCGAAACAUAGUUGUCAGGUUGAUUGCUGUGCCGCCAACUGCUUCAGUUCAAUUAUGUUCUCCUUCUGAAGAUCUUCCUCUUUGGAUAGACUGCACUCUGAAGGUCCCCCAUGCUCCCACCAUCAGUUGCAACCUUGUGUGAAUCUUCAACCCUAAAUCUACAUUCAAACCUUUAAUCUCUGCAGUAAGUGGGAAAGUACCUUCCAUCUUCUUUUAUUACUGUGAAACUGAAGUCCCUAACAUCUCCGUACCUUAAUAAAUUCCAAGUCAUCACCAAAAGAUGUUGCACGAACAAUCUCUAUUUCUAAAAUGAUGAAACUGACUUUUAUCUCUCAUGACAAUCUAGCUUUUGAUAGCCUUCAAAACAAAUUUACAAAAACUAUGGCAGUCAUCUCAUCGCACACCCUCAAAUUUUCACCACCCUAACGGGGGUUUCAAUUCUUAGAUUUAUAAGACGAUGCAACGGCAAGCUUUUCACUUUGUCAGCAUUGCUUCUUUUUCCUCCAUGUCCAUACCAUGAAACACAGAACUGUUAGUUGGAAUGUAACCCAUACUCUUCACUUGUCUCAAUAAGGCCUUAAACUUCUUAUAUAUUUCUGCUGACUCUGGCAACCGGCCCCCACCAUAGAACAUUUGGAAGUUUCCGUUACAUUCAACUGAGAUGUAGGCAGCUAUUUUCUUGACGCCUCUUUUUCACUUCCUCACCUUAUCGACAAAGUUCCACCCUCCAGCAGCCACAUACAUGUUUGACAUUAAGACAUGAUAUCAACCAAUAUCAGCAGCUAAUUCGAAAUGCAAAUCAACUGCAUGCUGGCCCAGUACAACAUUUUGGUGGAUUCUCCAGGCAGCCAAUAUAGCUCCCACCCUC
Molecule: messenger RNA, 2602 nt
Organism: Pyrus x bretschneideri (Chinese white pear)
Lineage: Eukaryota; Viridiplantae; Streptophyta; Magnoliopsida; Rosales; Rosaceae
Product: putative CCR4-associated factor 1 homolog 8
Exons: 1
Coding region: 283-1314 (343 amino acids)
Cellular component (GO): CCR4-NOT core complex; CCR4-NOT complex; P-body
Molecular function (GO): poly(A)-specific ribonuclease activity; nucleic acid binding
Source: RefSeq, a predicted model, not a curated record